Messenger RNA from Zalophus californianus (California sea lion), 10787 nucleotides. It is a transcript of the gene LRRC40, whose product is annotated as leucine rich repeat containing 40. Gene Ontology annotation, molecular function: protein binding. Lineage: Eukaryota; Metazoa; Chordata; Mammalia; Carnivora; Otariidae. The coding region runs from base 32 to 1834 and encodes 600 amino acids. The transcript has 15 exons. The record is from RefSeq and is a predicted model, not a curated record.
CGGCUCUGUUUCUGGACUAAAGGGUUUGAACAUGUCGAGCCUGAAGGGAGUGGCGGAGCGAGAUACCCGAGUGGGUUUCAGAGCUGAGAGGGGAGACUUCGGUGCUUCAGUACCGCAGGGGCUGUUAAAGGCAGCGAGGAAGAGCGGCCAGUUAAACCUGUCGGGUCGGAAUCUCAGUGAAGUACCUCAAUGUGUCUGGAGAAUAAAUGUGGAUAUUCCUGAGGAAGCUAAUCAGAAUCUUUCAUUCAGUGCUACUGAGCGAUGGUGGGAGCAGACGGAUUUGACCAAACUAAUCAUAUCCAACAAUAAACUUAAGUCACUGACAGAUGACCUACGACUCCUGCCUGCACUCACUGUUCUUGAUAUACAUGAUAAUCAGCUGACAUCCCUUCCUUCUGCUAUAAAAGAGUUAGAAAAUCUUCAGAAACUUAAUGUCAGCCAUAACAAACUGCAAAUACUUCCUGAAGAAAUUACAAAUUUAAGAAACCUGAAAGGUCUAUAUCUCCAGCAUAAUGAACUAACUUGCAUUCCAGAGGGAUUUGAACUUUUCAAUUUAGAAGAUUUGGAUAUUUCCAACAAUCGUCUUACAACUGUUCCUGCUAGUUUUUCUUCUCUCUCCAGUCUGGUGCGGCUCAAUCUUUCCAGUAAUCAACUGAAGAGUUUGCCAGCAGAAAUAAGUGGAAUGAAAAGAUUAAAGCAUUUGGAUUGUAAUUCAAAUCUCUUGGAAGCUGUACCCCCUGAAUUGGCUAACAUGGAGUCACUAGAAUUGCUUUAUUUGAGGAGGAAUAAAUUACGUUUUCUACCAGAAUUUCCUUCUUGUAGAUUAUUAAAGGAAUUACAUGUAGGUGAAAACCAGAUUGAAAUAUUAGGGCCAGAACAUCUUAAGCAUCUGAAUUCUAUCCUUGUGCUAGACCUGCGGGAUAAUAAGUUAAAAUCUGUUCCAGAUGAAAUUACACUACUACAGUCUUUGGAAAGGCUUGACCUAAGCAACAAUGAUAUUAGUAGUCUACCCUGUUCAUUGGGAAAACUUCAUUUGAAAUUUCUGGCACUAGAAGGAAAUCCUUUGAGAACUAUACGAAGAGAAAUUAUAAAUAAAGGAACCCAAGAAGUCUUAAAAUAUCUGCGAAGCAAGAUUAAAGAUGAUGGACCUAGCCAAAGUGAUUCUGUUGAGACUGCCAUGACACUACCAAGUGAAUCCAGAGUCAAUGUACACGCUAUCAUCACAUUAAAAAUAUUAGACUAUAGUGAUAAACAAACAACUUUAAUUCCUGAUGAAGUAUUUGAUGCAGUAAAAAGCAACAUUAUCACUUCUGUUAACUUCAGUAAGAAUCAGCUAUGUGAAAUUCCUAAAAGGAUUGUGGAACUGAAAGAAAUGGUUUCUGAUGUCAAUCUCAGUUUUAAUAAGCUUUCCUUUAUAUCCUUGGAAUUAUGUAUGCUUCAAAAAUUGACAUUUUUAGAUCUCAGGAACAAUUUUUUAAAUUCUUUGCCUGAAGAAAUGGAAUCGCUGAUAAGACUACAAACAAUUAAUCUCUCCUUUAACAGGUUCAGAAUACUACCUGAAGUUCUGUAUCACAUCCCCACACUUGAAACAAUUUUAAUUAGUAACAAUCAGGUUGGAUCUGUGGAUCCUCAGAAAAUGAAGGCAAUGGAAAAUCUGAUCACCUUGGACCUUCAAAAUAAUGACCUCCUACAAAUUCCGCCAGAGCUUGGUAAUUGUGUGAACUUAAGAACACUACUACUAGAUGGAAAUCCAUUCCGUGUUCCUCGAGCAGCCAUAUUAAUGAAAGGAACAGCUGCUGUUCUGGAAUAUUUGAGAGACCGGAUUCCUACUUAAAUUGGAGUUGUUUUAUAAUCUUGGUCAUGUUAAUUCUUAGACUUCUUACAUUGAUAAGUAACGUUUUUCUAAGGUAUUGUUCAUUUGUAAUGGUGAUAACCACAUACAGUGUUCAUGCAUUUAUUCUGAAUGUUUUGCAUAAGAUUUAUCCUACUUUCAUUCCUUAUAAGAUAGUAAACAAUUUCUUCAAAGGUGAUUUUUUAUUUAAGUUAGUUUGAUAUUUUUAUAAUGAGAAAGCAUUUUUGUAGAAGUGGGAUUUUCCCCAACAUUUCUGUUCAUGUUACAUUUAAUGUGACUAGUUGAUUUGAAUAUGACCAUCUAAUUUCUACCUUUUUUGUUAGAUAUAAAAUUGAAUUGAAUUUUAUUCAAAACUGUUCUUUGGCAUUUAAAAAAAUAAGGCUUUUCCUUACCCGUGAUAAGACUUUUGUGAUGUGGUUGGUCUUGGUAUAAGUUUUAAAUUAACAUUCACUGUCUUGCUUUUGUUUUAAUCUAGUUGAAAUGUUUCUUGUCUAGCCUUUUCCCUACAUUUUAUGAAACCAUUUUGUCAUAAUAUCUAAUGUAACAGGAAUGUUACACGAGAUGUAGUUAUUGGCAGAGAAAACAGUAAAAGCGUUGUUUAAGUUGCUCUCACAAUUUUGAAUUUAAAACUUGACAAGUUUUUUUAAAAUGAUUUCUUACUAUUAAGUUUCCAUACAGUAACCUAGUACUUCUAGAUUCAAGAAAUUUGAAGGGAUUCGAUCUGCAUAUUUUUCCCUCAGUGUGUUUACAAAUACUUUUUGUUCUUCUUUAAAAAGUAUUGAAGAGCUUAUUUUAAUUCUAUAGAUGUCAGCAACAGAAAAUAACUAAUAACAUAUACCACAUAAAGUCUUCGAAAUUUCUGAAGUAAUUUACUAAGCAGAUAUUUGUAUACAUUAUCUACUCUGUUGGUGUGUUCUAAUCCAACCUUGUGCAUUUAUUUUUUUUAUUUCCAGGGCCUUACUUCUCAAAUUUAUUUCUGAUCUUCAUAAGACUAAACUUGUAGUCAUGUGGAAAUUUUCUAAAAGGGAAUUUGUUACAGGUUAACUUGAUUUAGUAAAAAUAAAGUAGAAAUAUUUUUAUUUGUACCAAAAAUAUCAGAGGUAGGCUGAUCAGUCAUAAUAAAACUUACCAUUUGAUUCUCUUAAGUAGCCAAUCAACAGAAUGUAUAUUAACUUAUAUAGAUAGGCAGGUAGGUAGCUAGCUAGCUUUUGGGUGAUUGAGGCAUGCUCAUAUUAUGAAAAAACUCAUUGCUAAUAAAGAUAAAUACUACAUGUUCAUAAUAAAAGUUACAUUUUCAAAUAUGGAUUAUAAUAGUUGUUUUUGGCUUAAAAAAACAUGCCCUUUUCAUACUACAACUCUGUGGCUAAGAAAUCUGCUUCGAUAUUAGACAAAAGACACUUUACAAUAAUGUGACAUUUUAUUAUUUAUACAAUAAAGAGACUUUUAUGUUAUUCAAAACACGUUUUUAAAUACUGAAAAAAUUGAGUACACCAAAGCCGAAAAAUGGCUCUGCUAUACACUGCACAGCAUUAUUUUAGUCCCUGUAUUUUGUAUCUGUACAGAAAGCAUCUUCAGAAUGCAUUCUAAUCACAUUGUACACCUUUACCAAUUAGUGUCAAUACAUAAAAUAAACUGGAGAGUACAGCUUGCAUUUGCAAAUUAACUGACAAAGUAAUUAAUUUCACUGAUUCAGUAAGUUUAAAAUAUAGAUUCAUAGGACUCCUUUGCACAUAAAAUGAAGCAGCUUUCAAAGUCAUUAUGGUCUCAUACUGCAAAAAAACCAUUAAGUACAUUCACAAUCUAUGUUAAUAAAGUAGUAAAUAUGUCUUCAUUCAGUUUUUAUUUACAUCAAUAUGUAGUUCAACUAAAAAGUACUGUUAAUUGUGAUACAUAUUUUUAGCACAUACAAAAAUGACAACUUUAUAUAUAAUUGAAGCUCAAAAUCACAAUUAUCUCAAAAUAUUAAUUACAAUACAGCCAUUUCAAUUAAACAUGUCAUGAUUUAACUUUUUUUUUAUAAAAUGGUAAAAUUUUUUACUAAAGUAAGCAAUUUAUUUUGAAUUGACUAGAGUUCAUCGAUGUAGAAAACCUUAAAUGUUAAGAGGUGUUUCUUGCCCCCUCCCACCCGAAUUUGUAUACAGCCACCUAGGCUAGCAAAGAGACAGAAAAGGCCCCAAUUUAUAAAGAUUAAGCCUCUUUUGCUAUACUGCUGUGGCUUGUUGUUUCUUCCAUAAAAGCUUUACAAGGGGAGUGUCAAUAAACUAUGCAAUGAAAUGCAUGCAUUAAUAUACAAUAUGUCUUUGUAAAAUGUUAGUGUUUACCAGUGCACAUAAAAAUGUUCACAAAGACUGCAAAAGAAGUCAUAAAGUAGCAUUUAGAAAGAUCUACCAGUUGCAAACGGAACUUGAAAACUACUUGAUAACAGGAUGAAAUUUCUUUGAGAACAGAUCCAAUUCAAAUUCUUUCUCUGGCUAAAUGAGUUCUAGUUACUUGGCCUUAAGAUGUCACUGUUGUGCUGCACAUAUGGUAGUGAAGUCAGAUGUUGAAAAAGAAUGAGUCUAGAGACUGUCUUCAUCUUAUUAAAAUAGUGGCCCAGUCAGUGUUGCAUCACUGCAUAGGAAUUUUUCUUAAAGAAGAGUGAAAUAUUUCACUAACUGAAUUAUAUGAUCUCAAAGGAAAAAUGGAUAAUUUGUGUGCACAUAUGUUUAGCAUAUGAAAAAUAUUUAAUAUAAAUAGGUGGAAUUAGAACUUCUUUACACAGUAAUAAAAAGAUUGUGUUGUGUCCCCACCCCCAAUAACUAAGAUCCAAAGUAAUCAAUUGUCAAGCACUUUAGGAAUGAAAGAAUAAUUCUCAUGGAUACUUAAAAUUCUAAAAACCUAGUAUCUAAUAUCCUUUUACUUAUAAUUCUUUACAGACCAAUUAAAAAUUUAUCACUGUCUAUUUAGAAUCGCUGCUGUUAAUAUUUCUUCUCUGAGUAGAAAGAGACCAUAGUUCAUAUUAUAGUUUACUUAUAUACAGCUGGGUAGGGGGGUGCCCUUGGGUGGUUAUAAAGUGGGAAAAAUGAAACUACAGCACUUAAAACCUUACUUUUCCAAGGUUAUUUGAGAUAGUCUUUGAAAUUUACAAACAAUUUAGUAGAUUCACCUCUGAUUUUUAACCAGGAAAAAUUUGCUCCUUUAUAUGAAGACAAUGCCAUUGUCCUUAAGCUUCCUUUAGUCCCUUUUACACACUGAGUCCAAAAAGAAACUUGACUGGCUUUGAGACAAAAAUAUCCAGCUUAUCUGCCUAUCAAUUAUCUUUUUCUCCAUUCCAGAGAACAGUAAGGCUUGCGUUUUCAAGGAGACAAAUGCAGUUGAGGAUGUUAAAGGGAAAUACCUAAACAUCAGAAAGCAGUAUAAAACAUUUAUUGCAUUCCAUUGACACUGGGUGUCAUCAAAGCUAAAACCAAAUUUUCUAGCGUAAAACUUAACAUACAACAUUACUCGCUGCCCUGAACAGAUGCCUUUUCCACAUUCAAGACCAAUAAGAGUCCUCUGAGUGGAAAGACUCUAUAAGUAUUGAAUAUAAAAUUUAUUUUGGCAUUACAUUCUGAAAAUAAAUCACCAUUCUAACAAAUAUGGGAACUGCUUCAUGUUCUGCCUGAGACUUGCAACUUGGUUUCCUGUGGACUUUCCAAAAAAUUACAUAAGAUUUCCUGACGUUCUUUAGUAGAGUGCUGGGAAGGGGAAGAGAGAUGGAAAGAUACAAAGAAAUAUCAUGUGAUUUCUUUUGUCCAUUCAUCAGAUGCUUUCCUUAAUCUAGCUACCAUAGAAGUCAGUUGACCUGCAUACCUGGGCAUUAUUUAAUCUCAUUAUUUUACCUGUGUAAAACAAGUGUGCAAAGAAAAACACCUAUAUAUGUGUGUCUAUACAGAGACACAAAACCUGAGUCACAAUAAAGUUUUGAAUAUAAGAAAACUUUUCUUAAUGUAGGAAAAUAAUUUUUAAAGGGCCAAAAAUACCUUUGUACAAUAUAAUCAGCCGACUUUAAAACUUCAGUGUGCUUAAGUAUCACAUAUUUUUAUAAAACCCAACGAAGAAAGGAAUCAUUUACAUUUGAUAAUUUUCUUAACUAGAGAUACCCACAUUUCUAUUUCCAACAUCUAUUUUCAUUCCCCUGAAUUCAUUAACUUUUCAAAAAACCUAAAUAAAAAGCACAUUCAGCAUGGGGACUGUAUAAUUUCUGAUGAACAGUUCCUGAUUUUUUUGUGAGUACUGAGGACAUAGGAGAUUUGGGGUUGCUAGGCAUAUAACUUACUGCCAAGCCACAGUGGAAUUCUAGAAUUCAAAAUAAAACAUACAAUCUGUUAUUAAGGGAAAGAUUACUUGGAAAAAUGUUUUGUAGAUGGAGUUGGGCCAAAGUUUGCAGAAAGCUAUUCUCUCCUAUGCAGGCUCCCAUUCUGCCGUUGACUCAAAAACUCCUUUUUUCUCUAUGCUCCAUUUCCUUAGCUUUUGGUAGGUUUCUUACCUUUUACUUACUUGAACCCUGAAUUGUCCCAACUGUAGCUCCCUUGCUCACAUUUGGCCACCAGUUACAAGGUUUUUUGCUUCUCUACAUCUUUGUUAACUCUUCCUCUUCCUCAGGAGCUCAUUCAGGACCUACUUAUUCCCUGGGCUGUAUACAUCUCAGAUGUAUAUUGAGGAUAUUUUAUAGAAAAAUGAGUGCAAGUUGCUUCUCCCAUGUUGCCUCCAAAUGUCCAUUGCCAUUAGUUAACACAUUUCUGUCCGGUAAGUCACUCACAGAAGAGGAAGCCGUCUGAACAAAAAAGGUUCAGUCCUGGCAUCUGUAGUUGGAUAGGAGGGCACUUCGAAUACUUGGAUCAAAAGAUGAAGGGAUUCUGGGCAGUGGGCCUGGUUGGGGAAUAGGGUGGGAAAGAACAGGUGGUGGGGUAGAGGAUUAGAGGCAUUAGCCUAGGGAACUGUAGUCUCUCCCUGCCUUUUUAUAUGACACUUGCCUGAGAAUCACUAGAAGGAUUUUGUAUUGUGCAGAGGGCUAAAAGCAGAGUCACACUUUCUCUGCCAAUAGACUUGUUACCAUGGGAACCAAUGCAGAAAAAUGAAAAUAUGACAAGAAGCUGAGGAUUAAACGUAGAGAAAAUUGACAGGGAGUUGGUUUCUACAAUGGAAAUUUGAGCAUCAGAGAUUUAAAGAAACAGGAUGUUGCUUGUGUGGUCAGACCAAUGAAAAUGGACAAAAUGACUUGUUGGUAGCUGGUCCUGGAGGCUGAGAUGUGGGGAAUGUGGGGAGAAAGCAGUAAGCAUGUUGUAGUUUGGGUAAGGGGAGCGUGGCAAAAUCCAGUCCCAUCCCUGGUGAGGUUAAAUUCCUCAGCCCAAAUGUCGAGUUAACCAUAUGAUCAAAGCUGCCCUUUGAAAGGCAGACUGCUGUAACAAUCCUCUUGUCACCCUUCCAAAGCCAGGACAUUCUACCUGACAAAAGUAUUGCACACCUAAUAUAUUAUUGCUUGACACGUUUUCCCGAACAUUUAAAAAAAAAAAAAUCACCACAACUUUAAAUUUGUGGUUCCCCUCUCCCAACAAGCAGCUACUAUAAGUAACCUAGAAUUUAAAUUCGCUUUUCAUUAAGGAAGUAAUUAUUUCACUUCCCCUGAUACAAGUCCUCUCUGUGUAUACUCCUCUGUCAUUCUGGAGUUGAUCAUAAACUGAUUAAACCAGACUAGGAUUCCGAGGCAAUCUGUAACAAAGACUUGGAAGUUUCAGCAAGGACUUGAAAAUUCAGCCUAAUCUGAGAAAGGCAGACCGACACAUCGUACUUUCAGAGGCUCUAGGGCAACUGCACCAUCCCGUCCUCAAGCUUCCCAAAAGGCUAUUUUCUGAAAUCCUGUGAUUAAGCCUUAUUCCUGUGACUUAAGCCUUUGGCCUAUAUUUAAAUGCAAUUGUCCUGAGAGGAGGGAAAGUCACACUGUAGAUGAUUUGAUCCUUCCUGGAGAGCUAGUUUUCAAGUAGCAGUCACACCCUUCCCCGACCCACCCUCCCAACACACACACACAACCUAGAAACAACACCAGCCAGGAAGUAGGAGACAAACCAUUAUUGGAUAUCUGUCUUUAGGGUACAUCUAACCGCAAGUGGUCUGGGUAAAAAUAAGCUCUUCCUUCAGUGCUAAGUACACUGGACAUAGAUUUCACUAGCCAUGUUUAUUGCUUUCUCACUGAUGAUUUGCUGUUCUAUUUGUUUUGAGUUUCCUACUGAAGCCUUUGAUAAUCCCAAUGGGUUCUUGAAAUGCCAAAGCCCGUUAAUUUCUGUUUUCCCAAGAAUGCUUGGAGAAUUCUGAAAUCCAAUAAAAGUUUCCUCCACUUUGCAGAGUUUGGAGGCAAACUUGAUAAACAGAGAUUUGAGUACAGUGGUCUUGCUUAUGCUAAAAUAAUCUCUUUGAUGAAUAUUCCAGUGAAUUUCAGGAUUUGAGACUUGUAUGGUUGACUUGCAGGGAGGAAGCAUUAUAAUAACCUGACCCAGGACUAAUCUUUAAAGCCACAUGAAAGACUGCUUUAUACUAGGGACAGGUAAGCACAUCUCUUUCUGAGGUGAAUAAAGCAUAGUAGGGUCUUCACAAGCAGCUAUGUAUGCCUUUGAAUUUGACAUAUGAUAAAUGAGACACUGCUUCUUUUUAUUUCUGAUAUGGUCUCUAAAAUCAGGUAGCAGAUGCCUGGAGGAAGACUGAUUGGUGUGGAUUAAACUAAAGAAUGAUUAGCUUUUUCAUGACUUUGUACUGGUCUCACGGGUAUAACCUGGACAAACUUGAGUUCCUCCAGACUGGGAGGCCCCCUGACACAAUUUUGCUUAAUAGUUUUACUACAUCCAUUUAUUCUUCAGACAAGAACUUAGAACUGUUCUAACACAUGUCAUGAUGUAUUGAGAAUUAUUUAAAUUUGAUUGCUUCAAUUUUCUUAGCCAGUUUGGUUUCUCCUCUCAGUUUUCUUUGCGUUUGUGUGAUUUCCCUGCUAUAUCAUGUACACUAAGGAGUUAGAGACAUAACUUUCACAGAGUUUUCUCUAGUUUAGCAGAUAGUUCAGCAUAUAGUUCACAAAAGAACCAAUCUUGGCGCUAUUAGGACAUUUAUUGCUUUCAACUCUCACAAGAAUUUGGAAAUACAAAAGCUGACUUAUGAGUGGAAUGAUGAUAUCUGCAUAAUAGGAAUGUGAUAAGUCUAGAGUUCAGCAUGUUGAUUGUAGUUAAUACAAUUGUAUUAAAUCCUGGAGAUUUCACUAAAAGGGUAGAUUUCAGGUAGAUUUCACCACACAUGCACACACAUUCACACAAAAGGUAACUAUGUGAGGGGAUGAGUUAAUUAACUUGACUGUAGUAAUAAUUUCACUAAUGUAUUUGUAUACUGAAUCCUCAUGUUGAACACCUUAAGUAUAUACAAUUUUUAUUAAAAACAAAAAACUAAAAAAACAAGGGCAUCACACCCCAAAGCUGUUAAAUAAACUGUUCCGUGUAAUAGUGCAAAAAAAAAAAAAAAAAAGAUGGCUUUUUCAUGUUGGCCACGGAAUAUAUGUAGAUACUGGGCUUUUAGCAAGAGUUUUCAAACUUCAUGUCUAGCAGUAUGCCCAAAGUGGUACUUGAGGGUCAGGAGCCCACUGGUUAAGUAUUGAAGAAGCACAAUCUCAUUUUCAACUGUAAGCAUGCUUCACAAUCCAUUGCAAAUUGUUUUAAUAAACUUACAUUUUCUAAUUUGAUGCACAGAGACACUAAGUAACUCCAAGGGAAAAACCACCACUUCAUCUCCAGAUGGCAGCUAAUUUUCCAGACCAUGGUUGAACUCAUAUACUUUUGGAACCCACCUUUAUUAUAUAGUUGCUGUUUCACCUCUAGUCUAAUUCUAACCUGAGUUAAAACAACAACAACAACAACAACAACAACAAAAACAGACUUAAUUUUAACCUCAAAGAACAAACAAAAAGCUGGGAUUUUGUUCAAUGUAAAACCGUAUCUGCUAUUUCUCUUACAAGUGUCAUCCCUGACGAGAUUUUUCCCUCAGAAUAAUUUACGGGAAUUUAGAUGACUUCUGCUUCCUAGUGCUUAGAGGUGUUGCCCUGUGGAAUUGCAGACACUGAAGGACCUUAGAGAAGGAUCUGGGGAUAGGCCCCCUGGACACCUCAGCUAUCUCUCUGGACAGCUUGCAUGAGACUCAGUCUGUAUCAGCAUACUUCCAGGCACUCUUUGGUGUUUCACUUCCUACAAAAUUUUAUUAUAGGUGCUGUUCAAAUUGCUUUUCUUACUGAACUCUAAUGGGUCCUGUUCUGUUCAUAAACACAAAGCAUCCCUCUAAUAGUGGGGUGUUUGCUAACAGUAAAAGUGUGAUCUUUUCCUUGUCUGUAAGUGCAUACGUAUUUAGAAUAUGCAAGUCCACCAGAAUUAUGUGCAUUUUUCUUGCAUUUAAAAUACAAAUGAAUUAUUUUAAAGCAAAGUUUCAAGAGACACCAAAGGUUCACUGUUGUAUUCUCUCCUCUCAUCAGAUUGAUCUCUUCAAGCACAAUAGGGCUUUGUCACUAAGCUCCAGUGCUCUCCUGCCAGGAAGGAGGAACUGCCCUUCAGCCCCUCUGACUUUGGCCCGUAUAAGGGAAAGUCCCUUGGAAGGACAAAGCCAGGUGAAAGUGGAAAGUCAGAACUCAGCUAGCCUAGUGACUGUUCCUCCCUGAUAUGGCACAGUCCAGAUGAGGACUACAAUUAUUUCUAUUCCCAUUGUCACCUGAGACAUUGUCCUUUUUGGAAAAGAACAUAUAUGAGGGACAGGAGCCUGCCUUCCUAAGGGAAUAGAAAACUUUUCCUCACCCACAUUAUAAAAACAAUAAAGCUUGAGGGGUGCUUGGGUGGCUCAAUUGGUUAAGCAUCCAACUCUUGAUUUCGGCUCAGGUCAUGGUCUCAGGGUCCUGGGA